ACGGUCAUAUUUCUUCACAACACAAUCCAGGUAACGAUCGAUAAUCUAUAAGAAAUUCUACCCAGCGGACUUCAGACUCAAAAUAUAAAAGACGAACUUGAUAACUUUAACUGUAUAAGUUAACACAAUGGACAGUAACCUGAUAAGAUGUAAAAGGGUGACAAAAGAAGACUAUGAGAAAGUGAUGGCUAUAUUUCCCCCAUCUGAGAUAUAUAACGGCGGUGAUUCUCUUCCUGAUUAUUUCCAUAUGUUAAUUGAUUUACCAAACAACGAGAUGUAUGCUGCUGUCAUCGGAGAUAAAUUUGUAGGAUUUACUUUAAUGACAACUGUAGAUGAUGGGAGAAGUAUAGUUACUAGGGCAGUUAGAGUCUCCAAAGAAUACGCUGGUAAAGGAAUUGCUGGAAUAAUGUUGAAAUGGAUGGAUAUAGGACAACCUCUUUACCGACCGGAAGUAAUAUGGCAUAAAAUUACAGGAAAUAGAACACAUUCACCACUACUUCAACUGAUUAACAAAGGAACAUACAACAAAAUAUCACAACAACUACAUGAUAAACAGUAUAAGGAGCCACCAAAAGGACAAUUAAAGGCAAAAGAAACCAAAGGAAGAAUAAAAAAUGUUCAAGAAAAAUCUGUCAUUCUAACGCUUGUAUUUGACAAUCACUUAUUCAUUUCAACGGAUACUCAGAUUUGUAAUAAUCAGUUUCAACCGAGAUGA
Messenger RNA from Mytilus californianus (California mussel), 715 nucleotides. RefSeq lists its product as uncharacterized. The record is from RefSeq and is a predicted model, not a curated record. Gene Ontology annotation, molecular function: acyltransferase activity, transferring groups other than amino-acyl groups. The transcript is spliced from 4 exons. The coding region runs from base 128 to 715 and encodes 195 amino acids. NCBI's taxonomy places the organism in Eukaryota, Metazoa, Mollusca, Bivalvia, Mytilida, Mytilidae.